Molecule: messenger RNA, 5284 nt
Organism: Sturnus vulgaris (Common starling)
Lineage: Eukaryota; Metazoa; Chordata; Aves; Passeriformes; Sturnidae
Source: RefSeq, a predicted model, not a curated record
AGGAGCAUUUCCCAAGCCAGGAACUGUCGUCCCCAUCCGAGCUCGCUGGGAAAACCGGGAACUGUUCCACACUGGAUCUCAAUUAACCCCAGGGUUUUUUCCCUUUUCCAGGCAGGACGACAUGGAGCCUUUUUCUCUCUCUGAGCUUGGGCUCCCAACAGAAAACAAAGCUAUCCAGGGAAUUCUCUGCCCCAUGGCUGUGGAGCUCUGCCACCUCCUCCUCGCCCUGCAACGGGAAGAUGGGAUUUCCCUGGCCUUUCCCAAUUUGGUGGGAAAGGCGGGAAAAUUAGCCAAAGCUACGGAAGAACUCGCUGCUGUGGCAAAGAGGCUGUCUGAAGAUUCCGGCCAGGAGGGGAGCGCGGAGAUGUGUCCCGUGGGUGAAUCCCUGCUCCAGGCUGGGAGGGACGCGCUGCUGGCUGCAUGCCAGCUCCAGGAGCAUCCGGACAGCCCUCGGCACCGACAGCACCUGGCAGCGGCUGCCAAGAGGAUCCUGAUGGAGACAGCAAAGCUCCUUCAGCUGGAAGAGGCUGCAGGGAUGAGGAGGAUCACUGGCGCUGCCAGCUGGCUCCUGGAAUGCCUGAGCGUGCUGCGGGGUGCCCGGGACGCUCCGGGAAUGCUGGCUGCAUUCCAGGCCUUUUCUGAGGCCGUGCUCCUGCUGAGCCGCCUGACAGCCAAGCGGCUCCAGGAACUCCGAGACUGUCCUGCAGGGAAGAGCUUGGCCCAGACCCUGCAGCUGCUCCACGAGUGUGUCCCACUCAUCCACACAGCCAAGCACAGCGCCCUGACACCUCCCAGGGAUUGCCGAGCUGACCUCUCCCAAGAUCCUGUUUUCCAGCUGGCGGAGAGGAUCAUCAGGGAGCUCCUCUCCCUGCUCACAGAGCCACAGGACAGGAGUGGGAUCUUCUCCCAGCAGGUGAGCAGGCUCCAGGCUCUCCUCUCCCAUCCCGACCCCCUGCGCCUCUCCGAGGGCGGGUUCAGCUCCCACUUGGAAGCAGUCAUUCUCCAUGGAAUGCUGCUGGCAGAGUCAUCCAGGCUGGAUCUGCGGCUGGAGCUGGUGGAACGUUGCUGGGUCCUGCUACAGCUGAGGAGGAGCAUCUGCAGCCACCUGAGCCAGAGGGAGGAACAGCCAGGACAGAGGCAGGGAGGACAUUUGGAACGGGAAUGUCGCAGCCUGAGGGAGGAGCUGGAAAACCUGGACCGGGCAGCGCUCAGGGCCACGCUGUGCCAAAUCCUGGAUGGAUUCUUCGAGGAGAAGGAGCCCCUGAGGCAGCUGACUGAAGGUGCCCUUAGCCUUGACGGCUCAGGAUGUUUUCCAGCAGGACCAGGAGGAAUUUUAAGGAAGCUCCAGCCUCUCAUUGCCGCCUUCUUUGCUCAGGCCCAGCAGAUGCUCCGAGCGGCCGAUCUGGUCCUGGCCAGGUGUGCCAAGGCCCAAACUGCCAGGGAAAUCCGGGAGGGCGUGGAGCACCUGCGGAGCCUCCUGGCCAGCCUCCCUUCCCUGCUCACAGAAACAAGCAGGAAUUCCAUGGAGCAGCUCCAGGCCCUGUGCUGUGCAUGGCCCAGAGCCACCCACGGCCUCCUGCGCUGCUUUGAGGAGACCUUUGGCAUGAGGGAAUUCCUGGAGUUAUCCAUGCUGGAGCUGGCCAAGCACAAGGAAUGGUGCCAAGCGGCGCUGGAACGCCGAGAUCCCGAGGGAUUCUCCUGGCACGCCGCUCGCCUCACGGGCUGGGCACGCUGGGUGGUUGGAGCCACCACCCGGCACGUGGACGGGGCCACGGAUCCCAUCUUCAGGAAUGGUUUGCUGGUGUGGGUGGAGCAAUUGGCCAAAUCCAUCCUGGAGCUGGGAGCAGUCAGGGCCCUCAUCCCAGGAAGGUUUUCCUGCCUCCAAAGCCGGGAUGCCCUUUUGCAGGCAGUGAGCUCCCUGAUGGACUCUGCUCUCCGUGUCCAAGCCGGGCUGGAUGGGUCCAACCACCCGGAGAUCCUCAGCCCUCUCCGGGAGCAAGUGCGGAGCACCAGGGUGGGAAAGGGGCUGGAGCUCAGCCUGUCCCACACUGGAAUACAGACCAGUACAGAUGAGGCAGCGUUCCAAGGAGAUAUCCAAAGCCAUCCAUCUGACUUCCCCCUGGAUGCAUGGAAAGGGGACACACACCCUGUCAUUGCAGCUCUCCUGGCAGCAUCCCAAGCCGGUGACACGGAUGCUGUCCGUGCUGCUUGCUCCGUCCUGCUGCAGCUCUCUGAUGGCUGGGUGGAAGCAGCACAGGAAGCGCUGCCCGUGGCUGAGCCCCCCCAGCUCCAGGUGCUGGAGCAGCACCGGGAUAUCACGGCACUGACCCCACAGAUCAUCAGCCUGGCCACGGAAACGGCCCCUGGACAGCUCCCUGCUCCAGGCAGGCUUCUCCAAAUGGCACUCGGGCUCUCGGGAAGGAUCCGGGACACUCGGGAGUGCCUGGCAGCUGUGGCAGGUUCUUGGAAUGGUCUGGCCCAGCAAGUGCUUGGAUUUAUCCUGUCGGGGGACUUUCCACGAGGGAAGCAGGCUUUGGAUGAGACUCUGCUGGGCUUAGCGGGAGCAGUGCAGGUGGCAGGAGACAUUGCAAGCACAGCCUGCGGCAAGGAAAAUCCCAAUCCCUCCCAUGUCCAGGAGAGCUUUCUGCAGCUCCAAGCCAAGUUUUCCCGUGCUCAGCUGAACACCAAAGCAUUCCUAGAGAAGGCAGCGUCCUUCAGGGAAUCCUGUGGGAUGGAAAAGGCCAUCCUGGAGCUGCACGGUGCCCGGUGGGCCAUUGGCAUGUGUGUCCUGCUGGAUGCCAUGGAUCAGUUUGUGGGCAGGGAUGUCCUGUUCCUGAGGGAGCUGGGCAGAGCUGUAAGGAGCAAGGUUGGCCCACGGAGCCUCCUGGCUGCCGUGGCUGAGAAUUCCCUCAGGUUGCAGGAGGCUGCCCGGCUCUCCUACUUAUCCUGCCCUGGAGACCACAGUGCCAGAGAAAUCCUGGUGCUCCGGGAGGAGAUCCAGGUGUUCAUGGAAGCACUGCUGGAUGUGUCCAACACCCUCCUGCACUCCCCACUGCCUGCUGCCAGCUUGGCCAUCCGCUUCGAGCUCCUGCGGGGGGACGUGGCCCUCAGGGCCAAGGCGUUGCUGCUCCACAUGGAAAGGGUCAACGUGGAACAGCUGCAGCUCAUCCAAGGGGUGGUCGGAGCAGCUCUGUCCAACCUCACCCAAAAGGAGAGGGAGAGGAGCAAAGAAGGUUUCGAGGAGAAGGCAAAUCAGCUCAUGGCUGAUGUCCAGUGGGUCAGGAACACCCUGCGGGAUGCUCUGGAGGCUGGUGCACAGUUUACAUCGCAGCCUGACCUGCUGUCCAUGGCUGAGCACCUCCUGCUGCUCACAGCUGACGUGCUGGGAAGCGCCCGGCAGCGCUUCCAGAGCCACCAGGACACUGGGAAUCCCUGCCAGGACACUGGGGAUCCCCACCUGGACAGCGUGGUGUGGUACUGGUCGGCCAAAGCACACUACCUUGUCACACAGCUCCGGGUUAUCCAUGGAAUGGACAAGGACAUCCUGCAGCGCCUCAGGGAAUGCCUGCAGCGGGAAAAACGCUUCCCAGGAUCACCCAACGGCACAGCCGGACUUCCCCCAGCCCCAGAGCCCACUGAGGCAGCAGGAAUUCAUCCAUGCAGGAGCAGAGGAGCGAGUGGAGCCGUGCAGGAAGUGGGUGAGCUGCGCCAGGAUCCUUCCAGCAUCUCCCCUGCAAAGCAGGAGAGAGGAAACUGUGACAAGUGGCAGGGUGGCCCCAGCAAGGUGUCCCAGGUGACCCAGGACAUGGCCACUAGGAUGCUGCACAUGGCUCAGUUCCUGCGGAGGAAAGGCCCCAUUGCGAGCAAGGAGCAGUUUGUUGCCUGUGCCAGGAAAAUGGUUUCUGAUGGGCAGGUGGUUGCUAAGUUUGGGAACAUCCUUGCCAAGCACUGCCUGGACCAGAGAUGCUCUAUGGAGCUGCUCCGUGCCACUGAGCACACCCAAUCCAUCAGCAGCCAGCUCGGCAUCGUGGCCAGGGUGAAAGCAGUGACUGGGGAGAGCAAGGCCUCCUCUGAGCUGCUGCUGAGCAACGUGCAGAACCUCAUCCAAGCGGUCCAGCACGUCCUGAGGGCGGCCGAGGCGGCGUGUGUCAAAGGUUUGGGACAGCCUUCAGCAGACCCUGAAGAAGAGGAAGUUGCUGCUUUCUGCCAGCAGUGGAGGAAAAACCUGACACAGCACAGAGCCAAGGAGGCUUUGAAUUCCGACCGGGAUGAAUUAGGGCUCCGGAAAACUCGAGGGGCAAAGGCUGAGCCCACCCUGAUGUCUCUGGUGCAAGAGCAACCCCCUCGGAGCAGGAACAUCCCAAAGCAUCCCAUUCCUAGGAAAGGACCUACAGUUAUGGACAGACACCUGUAAGUCCAGAGAGAGGCUCCUUGUCCUGAUGGUGUUGGAAGCAGAGGAGGAAAACUUUGCAGUGUGAAAGAUUCCUGCUGGAGUUAUUCAUCAUGGCAGGAAAAUCUUGGAACAGGCUUCAUGGGGAGGCCAGGAAUGUUCUGGUGAGUGUUUUACCCCUCAGGUGGUGAGAUGGGAUGGACAGGGCUUUGGAGAAUCCUGAUCCAAUGGGAAGUGUUGGAGGUGUCCCUGCCCAUGGCAGGGGGUGGAAUGAGAUUAAUUUAAGGUCCCUUCCCACCCAAACUAUUCCAGGAUUCUGUGAUCCAGAAAUGCUCAGGCUUUCUGCUGUCUUUCAACCUUUCCUCCUUCACACAUCCAGGGAUACAGCAGUGGGGAGCAUUUUGUCUCACCUGCUGCCCCUGAGCCUGCAGAUUUCUUCCCAAAAUCCCACUCAGCCCCAGGAUUCUCUCCUAUCCAGAGUAAACAUUCAAUCCCCAAGGUCACCUACCUCACAGCAUCCAGAGUACCCCAGACUGGUGACACUGCUGCUCCUGUAUCCUGGCUCUGCACAUCCAUCCUUCCCAACCUCAGGAUCACGAGUUGGAAACGGUGCUCUGUGCUGGAAUUCUGCAGGAGAGGUGGAAAGGAGCUUCCCCUGUGGGAUACACAAUCCAACAGCACAGCAGAUCACAAGUGGCUCCAUGGUGGCUGCAGCCCAUUCCAGCCCACCCUGGUGUCCCACCUGCAUCCCAACCACCUUCUCCAGACCAGGAAUUACUUGCGUGGUGGCAAGACAUCUCCUCCACAUUCCAUGGAAAGGCAGCAGCAGGCACACUGGAGACUCUGGGAAGCUAUCUGCAAUGGAUAAAGCAUGGGUGCAUGGAGGAGAGGAAG